AUGAGAGAUCCCCGGGUAUCCAAGCGGAGAAGAGUCUCCGAGGAUGAAGACGGUGAUGUCGCCAUGGGAAGUGAAGAAGAUGAUGUCUACUCCGUGCCCUCAUCUUCUGAUGCAGAACCAGACUCCGAAGAGGACCAAGAAUACCGUGGCCCCCGAUCAACGGCAUCCCGACGACAAUCGACCCGAAGAAAAAGUGUACAAGUACCCGAAGGACUCAGAAUGGAUGGCGAAGUCAAUGCGCCGGCUGCAGAGACUCCGAGGAGCAUACGGGCCAGUGGGCGGCAGCGCAAAGCGCCCCAGCGAUUCGAAGGGGAGCAGACACCGACUUCGACGCGGAGGGCGGCUGCCACGACUCGCAGUACACGUGGCGCAAGAAAUACCCCGAAGGCAAGACAGAAGUCUGUGGAGGAUGUGGAUAUGGACGUUGAUGAGAAAUCGCCCAAGCCACUUGCAAGGACGAGAUCGAGACGGGCAGCCAAACCCAAGUCAAAUGGUACCAGCGCUGGAGUGGUGAAUGAGGAUCAAUCAGAUGAACCAGAGACAUUUAAUGAUGGCCUUGAUGAUCUUCUCGCGCUGCAGCUCCAACAAGGCUUGCACCAAGGCCAGUCGGUGGAGGAAAGUGUGGAGAUGGCAGAGCCCCUUCCCGAGUAUGUGGAAGCUGUGCAGAAUCUCUGCCAGGGACUUGAUAGAGAGCUCCGCGUCCUUACAAAUUUCGUUCUCGAGAAGCUUACUGGCAAGCGACAGAUCCCACUCAAGGGAGUCGAAAGCGAAUAUAACAAGGUCAACCACUUGAUUGAGCAGACAGUUACCAUUGGUGAAGGUAACUCGAUGCUUCUUCUGGGAUCACGGGGCUCGGGAAAGACAGCGAUGGUCGAGACGAUCAUUUCAUCUCUUGCAAAGAAUCACGGGGAUGACUUCCACGUUGUUCGUCUGAACGGUUUUCUCCACACAGAUGACCGUCUAGCUCUUCGAGAGAUGUGGCGUCAGCUUGGUCGUGAGACCAACACUGAGGACGACACUCUUAAGAUCAACUCUUAUGCCGAUACAAUGGCAACCCUCUUAGCUCUACUCUCUCACCCCGAGGAGUUAUUCGGGACCUCUACCAACAAAAACGGGGUGACGGCUGCCAAGUCUAUCAUCAUUCUUCUUGAUGAGUUCGACCUAUUCGUCACUCAUCCCCGACAGACUUUGCUCUACAACCUGUUCGAUAUUGCGCAGGCUCGAAAAGCACCAAUCGCGGUGCUUGGACUUACCACCAAAGUUGACGUGACUGAGAUGCUGGAGAAACGGGUCAAGAGUCGAUUCAGUCACCGAUAUGUAUAUCUUCCACUUCCUAGAACGUAUGAAACUUUCUCGGAAAUCUGUAUGGCAAGUCUGGAUCUCGAUGAAAAUGAAGCCCUACAGCUUACAGAAGCACUUGGCUCUGAGCGUGCUAUUCUGGAAACGACAGGCUGGAAAACUCUACUAGAUGGCUGGAAAGUAUAUUUAAAGCACAUGUGGGAGGACAAGGACUUCCAAUUCCACCUCAAGCGAAUCUACAACCAAACCAAAUCCGUAAAGGACUUUCUAACGAGCGCACUGCUGCCAAUCAGUGAACUGAACCUCAGCACACAAGCAGCCGACAAGCCUGCCAUGCAAAUUCCGAUCCCAAAGAGUUUCACCUCUCAAUCUCUUUCAUGUGCAGACCCUGCACCCCUCCCAUUCUCCGCAUCUAUAGCCUCAUCCUCGAGCCCUUCAUCGCUACCACUGGCCUUGCUACUUGCCGCAACCCGUCUGGCAGCGCUUUUUGACCCAGGGCUUGACGGUCCCCAGUCCCAGAGCAUCGCACCACUCGCACUAUCAUUCCCAGCUGCCUAUGCUGAAUACGUGCGGUUACUCACAUCCGCCAAAACAUCCGCCUCCAUAUCCGGUGCUGCAGCUACACCUGGUCGAGUUUGGGGCCGCGACGUGGCGCGCGAGUCUUGGGAGAAGUUGGUUAAUUGGGCACUUGUCACGCCUGUGGGUGGAGGAAAUGGCACUGCCGAUGGACAGAUGUUCCGUGUGGAGAUCAGUUUCGAGGAAGUAGUCGAGAUGGCUGGUUCAAGUAGUUCUCUUGGCCAAUGGUGGAGAGAUGGUUGA
Messenger RNA from Penicillium odoratum, 2118 nucleotides. Its product is annotated as origin recognition complex subunit 4. Gene Ontology annotation, molecular function: DNA replication origin binding; ATP hydrolysis activity. The record is from RefSeq and is a predicted model, not a curated record. Gene Ontology annotation, cellular component: nucleus; nuclear origin of replication recognition complex. NCBI's taxonomy places the organism in Eukaryota, Fungi, Ascomycota, Eurotiomycetes, Eurotiales, Aspergillaceae. Gene Ontology annotation, biological process: DNA replication; DNA replication initiation. Bases 1 to 2118 code for a protein of 705 amino acids. The transcript has 2 exons.